Molecule: messenger RNA, 754 nt
Organism: Cajanus cajan (pigeon pea)
Lineage: Eukaryota; Viridiplantae; Streptophyta; Magnoliopsida; Fabales; Fabaceae
Source: RefSeq, a predicted model, not a curated record
GUUGUGACAGUUGGAAAGUUCCAAGGAGGUGGUGCAUUCAAUGUUAUUCCAGAUUAUGUCACAAUUGGUGGCACCUUCCGAGCUUUUUCUAGAGAAGGAUUGGAGCAACUUAAAAAGCGCAUUGAGCAGGGGCUACGGCUGAUUCAUUAUGCAGGUUAUCAUUGGUCAAGCUGCUGUGCAGAGGUGUAAUGCAACUGUGGAUUUCCUUGAUGAAAAGAAACCUUUAUAUCCUCCAGUAGUAAAUAAUGGUGACUUGCACAAGCUGUUUGUUGAUGUUGCUGGGAAUUUGCUUGGCAUCAAUAAAGUUAAUACUUACACAAAACCAGUCAUGGCCGCUGAAGACUUUGCGUUCUAUCAAGAGGUCAUUCCUGGCUACUUCUCCACCCUUGGAGUGAAGAGUGCUUCACCCGAAACGCAUCGGUCAUUGCACUCACCCUAUCUCAAAAUCAACGAAGAUGCACUUCCUUACGGGGCUGCACUUCAUGCAUCAUUGGCUACUACUUAUCUUAUUAAGUAUCAGCAGGACGUAGCCAAGGUAGACAGGAAAUCUAAUGAUGAAUUAUAAGUGUUAAUAACUAUUAAAAGCUAAUGUAGUGUAGCAACAAUGACCUCAAUGUGGCAUUGUAUUUCACGUUUAUUUGUCGCAUGAUUUAGUGCACUUUUGAUUUACCAUUUCGGACAUUCACUCACUCUAAUGUACAAAACAUUGAAGUAAGUCUUUUGUUUCAUUGAAGUGGUCGUUAGUUACCUUGAA